UGAGGCACAUCUAACGUUAAUAUCUAUCGCCCAAGCAAUGUCAUUUUGGAAACCUGUGCCUCCACCACCGACUCCAUUGGGUCGGUACCGCGUCCUCUCUCCGCAUGCUGGGAUCCGUGUUUCGCCGCUUCAGCUCGGAGCAAUGAGCAUUGGCGACAAGUGGGACAGUAUCGGAAUGGGCUCCAUGGACAAGGAGUCGUCUUUCAAGCUUCUGGAUGCUUACUUCGACGCUGGUGGUAACUUCAUCGAUACAGCUAAUAAUUACCAGGACGAAACAUCCGAAAUGUUCAUCGGAGAAUGGGUAGAAAAGCGCGGAAUUCGCGACCAACUUGUAAUUGCAACAAAGUACACGACGAACUUCAAGCGUGCGGCGACUGACAUUGCUAUUAAGGCUAACUAUGUAGGAAAUCACGCCAAAUCACUCAAGAUUAGUGUGGAAGCUAGCCUCAAGAAACUGCGCACGUCGUACAUUGAUAUCCUGUACGUACAUUGGUGGGACUACAACACGUCCAUCGAGGAGGUAAUGGACAGUUUGCACAAUCUCGUUGUUGCUGGGAAGGUUCUUUACCUUGGCGUUUCCGAUACCCCUGCGUGGGUGGUCUCUGCAGCCAAUCAGUACGCAAAAGACCAUGGGAAAUCACCUUUCGUCAUUUACCAGGGAGCAUGGAACGUCAUAGAACGCAGCUUCGAGCGUGAGAUCAUACCGAUGGCGCGUGCGAACGGCUUAGCAUUGGCACCGUGGAAUGUCCUAGCAGCCGGACGUCUUCGCACCGAUGCGGAAGAGGAAAAGCGUUUGGCCUCAGGUGAAAAGGGCCGUACGGCCUUCGUCGCGGAUUGGGUCCGUAAUGAAAACGAGAGAAAAAUGAGUGCCGCUUUGGAAAAAGUUGCGAAGGAAGUCGGUACGGAACACAUUACUGCUGUUGCAAUCGCAUACGUCAUGCAGAAGACACCAUUCGUGUUCCCUAUUAUUGGCGGUCGUAAGGUCGAGCAUCUCACGGCGAACAUCGAUGCGCUCAAGAUCUCGCUUUCGGAUGAGCAGAUCAAGUAUCUCGAGAGCAUCAUUCCGUUUGAUCCAGGCUUCCCUACUACAAUGAUCGGAGAUGGAACACCGAAUAGGCCCAACCCAUUGUUGGAGCCUGCCGCACACUGGGAUCGAUGGCCGCUCGCCGAAGCGAUUAAAGCCGUUCCAAAAAUUUAAAAGAAUACUCAUGGUUUCGAAAGACCAAGUAAGGCGUUUACCAUAUGGUGUUUGGUCGACUGAAAGCCCAUUAGCCUCCCUGAUGCUGGACAAGUCGGAUAUCAACUCGAGGAAUGCCUCGUCCAUGAAAUAGAACAGACAAGAAAUAAAUUUAAUUUUGU
This is a messenger RNA of Fomitiporia mediterranea MF3/22, 1359 nucleotides long. Its product is annotated as aryl-alcohol dehydrogenase [NADP+]. The transcript has 4 exons. Bases 38 to 1198 code for a protein of 386 amino acids. The record is from RefSeq and is a predicted model, not a curated record. NCBI's taxonomy places the organism in Eukaryota, Fungi, Basidiomycota, Agaricomycetes, Hymenochaetales, Hymenochaetaceae.